Messenger RNA from Tripterygium wilfordii, 1231 nucleotides. RefSeq lists its product as uncharacterized. The coding region runs from base 243 to 923 and encodes 226 amino acids. Lineage: Eukaryota; Viridiplantae; Streptophyta; Magnoliopsida; Celastrales; Celastraceae. Gene Ontology annotation, cellular component: histone deacetylase complex. The record is from RefSeq and is a predicted model, not a curated record. The transcript has 6 exons. Gene Ontology annotation, biological process: regulation of DNA-templated transcription. Gene Ontology annotation, molecular function: transcription coregulator activity; protein binding.
UCUCUCUCUCUCUAUCGCCCACACACACACACACUCUCCCCACUUUUUUUCCUCUCUCCAACACUCUCUGUUUGUUUUCACCCAAAAGAUCCCAAUUUCCUCCUCAAAUUCUCCCCCUUCUGCUCUCCAAAAUUCAAAAUACUUGUUCGCCAAUGCGUGAUCUUUCCAUUAGACGUAAUUUCGGGUUUUGAUGUUCUCAUUUUCACCUAAUUAGUUUUGAAGUCACUGAAUUGGAAUUAGAAAUGCUGGAGGUAGUUGAGAGUUCAGUGAAUGGAGGUGGAUUCUCGCAUGUGCAGAGCUGCGGGGACAGCAGCGAGGAGGAGCUCUCGGUGUUACCGCGUCAUACGAAGGUUGUUGUGACCGGAAACAGCCGCACAAAGUCUGUGCUUGUGGGUCUUCAAGGUGUGGUGAAGAAGGCUGUUGGGCUUGGCGGAUGGCAUUGGCUGGUUCUUACUAAUGGCAUAGAAGUAAAGCUACAGAGGAAUGCUCUGAGUGUGAUUGAGGCUCCUACUGGUAACGAGGAGGACGACGACCUGGAAUUCGACAACAUGCAGUGGAAUGGAUCUGAUAUGGCUUCCGAUGACACUCAAAAGUCCUUUUCCCAUAAGUCAAGGAAUCGAAUUCAUAAAUCAAGUGGAUCAUCUCACAAGACUAUGAUCAGAUCACUCUCUUCUGAUUCACAAUCAAAGAGCUCUAUUACUACCCCCUGCGGGUCCACGAAGGUUGACUUUAGGAAGCUGGAGAUGGCUGCUUUGCGGAGAUAUUGGCGACACUUUAAUCUUGUUGAUGGUUUUCCAAACCCAUCCAAGGAGCAACUAGUAGAUGUUGUUCAGAGGCAUUUCAUGUCACAGCAAAUGGAUGAGUUGCAGGUCAUCAUGGGCUUUGUUAAGGCUGCAAAGAGGCUGAAGACCGUAUGCAAAUGACCUUCGACACAAACUGAGAGAUCUAGAUGAGUUUUACUCUCAAAGCUAACUUAUAUCCUGGCCGUGAUGACCUUACCUUUCGUAUUCUCUGUAAUAUAUGUAUCCAUCGGUAUUCUAGCGCCUUAUCGUUUACGUUAGUAGGUUAGUACUUACUAUGUUCUAAGCUCGUCUUUCGUAGCUGAGCUCGAUAUAUGGAAACUGGUAACUACAAGAAGUCCAUGUUACUUUCUUUAAAGCUGAUUAAUGUAUCGCUGGUCACUUUGGUGAAGUGGGCUUCUUAAACUGUAUAUAUAUUUCCUUGUUCUCUA